AUGAAGAGGCUUUUUUAUCCCACAUACCUGGAAUGUGAUCACAGCACAGAGGCAGCAGGGGAAGGGUGUGGAAGGCUUGCUCAGAGACACGACAUAGAACCGGCAUUCAGAAUGGCAGCCUUGUCCACUUUAAUCCUCCUUUUGUGUGCUGCUAAAGAUGUGAUGCCCUCCAGUUCUCACUGGAAGCCAACUUGGCCGUCUUACAGAGUUCCAGUCAUCCUGCCACAGUCUACCCUUAACUUGGACAAACCGCAGUUUGAUGCUGAAGCCAGACUGGAAGUGGUAUCUCCCUGUGGCCCAGCGUGCCACAAAAGCUCCCCGCUGCCAACUUACGAAGAAGUGAAGAACUACCUGUCCUAUGAAACCUUGUACGCUAAUGGUAGCCUCACUGAAACUGAAGUGGGCAUAUAUAUUCUGAGCAACAGCGAUGAUGGGUCUCAAGGCAAAUCUCGAACUAAGAGGCAGAUCUAUGGCUAUGACAGCAGGUUUAGCAUUUUUGGGAAAGACUUCUUGUUGAAUUACCCAUUCUCCACAUCAGUGAAGCUUUCUACAGGUUGCACAGGGACGCUAGUGGCUGAAAAGCAUGUUCUUACUGCCGCUCAUUGUAUCCACGAUGGCAAGAGUUACGUCAAAGGAGCUCAGAAACUGCGGGUGGGGUUCCUAAAGCCCAAACUGAAAGAUGGCAGCAAAGGGGCCAAUAUCACCAACUCAGCAAUGCCUGAGAAAAUGAAAUUCCAGUGGAUCCGAGUGAAACGGACACAUGUCCCCAAAGGAUGGAUCAAAGGCAAUGCCAAUGACAUUGGCAUGGAUUAUGACUAUGCCCUGCUGGAGCUCAAGAAGCCUCAUAAAAGAAAGUUUAUGAAGAUAGGUGUGAGCCCACCGGCAAGACACUUGCCUGGAGGGAGGAUUCACUUCUCUGGUUACGACAAUGAUCGUCCAGGAAACCUGGUUUACCGUUUCUGUGAUGUCAAAGAUGAAACGUAUGACCUGUUGUACCAGCAGUGCGAUGCCCAGCCGGGUGCGAGUGGAUCUGGGGUGUACGUGAGGAUGUGGAAGAGGCAGAAUCACAAAUGGGAGCGUAAAAUUAUUGGAAUAUUUUCGGGCCAUCAGUGGGUGGACAUGAAUGGCACCCCACAGGAUUUCAAUGUAGCUGUUCGCAUCACACCCCUCAAAUACGCACAGAUCUGUUACUGGAUCAAAGGCAACUACCUUGACUGCAGGGAAGGAUAA
Molecule: messenger RNA, 1230 nt
Organism: Egretta garzetta (little egret)
Lineage: Eukaryota; Metazoa; Chordata; Aves; Pelecaniformes; Ardeidae
Gene: PRSS23
Product: serine protease 23
Biological process (GO): proteolysis
Molecular function (GO): serine-type endopeptidase activity
Source: RefSeq, a predicted model, not a curated record